GUUUUGUUCGUGGGCAACAAUGUUCGUGCUGUGUGUGUUGAGCUGCUAUUGUUGUUGUUGUUGUUGGCAUUUGAAUAACAACUUGUUUUCGUUGGCCAUAAACAAGUUCGAGCGUGGUGUUUUGUGGUAAUGUUUUGCUUUGGAGCCGGUUUCAGUAUGAAGUUGUGUGACUCUACAGCUAGUUUGAUGCAACAUCAAACCCAGCAAGAUUUUAUUUUCUUUCAUUGCCCCUCAUUCGCAUUGCAUUUGUUUAUUGUUGUCUGCUUUUAGUUGUGUUUGAGGAUUUGAGUUGUUGAGGUUUGGAGCGCGCACGAGUUACAAUUUUGUAUUUUGUCCAUUAAAAAAUAGCCGCGUCCGCAACGGUUUGUUUUGAAAAGAAAACCCUAAAUCGCAAAAUAAGAAAAGAAACGAAAAGGUUUAACGAAAGAAAGGAAAACAAAACACGCCAGCCAGCCAUUACGGUUUACAAGUGUCAAAUGCGCGGCGUGAUUUUGUUGUUAUUUGAGUGAGACAAAAUAAAACAGGCAAAAAUAAAAAAAAAAUAUUGAAAAGAAUAAAAUUAUAGUUGUCGGAAAAGAGAAUUUGGCAAAGAAAUUAAAGAAAAAGGAAAUUGUUUAUAAAAAAAGGAAAUUAAAAAAGUAAAUAAAGAAAGGUGUGCACAAAGCAUAGAUAAUGAAAAUGAUGUGCUAAACAUGAGUGAUGUUAAUAACAACAACAACAUCUGCAAAAAUAAUGAAAAAUGUGCAAAAUUAGCAAAAAAUUCUUGAAAAUGUUUUGAAAAAUAAAAAAGAAAAAAUAAUAAAAUAUUUAAAGAAAAUAACAAAAAAAUCAAGUGAAAGAGGAAAAAAAUUAUUAAAUGAGUGAUAUUCCCCCCUCUAAUAACACGACGGCACUCAACAUGUCCCGUGAAGAGGAGGAAGAGGAGGUGCGCACUUUGUUGGAACGCCAUCAGGAGCGUAUACGCCUGGAUUUGGGCAACACAGAUUUGUUGGCGGUUUUGGUGAAAAAUUCCGUUCUCAGUCAAUCGGAGGAGGAUUUGUUGCUGAAACCCUAUAAUGCGGGUGGUGGUGGUGGGGGCCAGAACUCGGCACCCUCCAGUGUGGGCGUGACAAAACGUAAACUCAGUGCUGUGAUUAGCAACGCCAGCAGUGGUACCACAGGAAGUACUGGCGGCAGUAGUACUGCCAGUGGUGGCGGUACCACCACUGGUAUUGUUGGCAUUGGCGGCCAAUUGUCACGCAGCGCCAGCAUCAACAGUGACCAUCAACAGCAAACGUCUGCCAGUGUCACGGCCGGGGAUAAUCGUUCCAUCACCCCCUCCGUUCAGGGUGUAACUCUAAAUUCGGCCGAUUCCAUUAGUGAAUCGGCAUAUUCGACCAAGGAUGAAUUGAAAUCGGAUACCUAUAAUGAUGCUGAUAUUCUGCGCAUGCAGUGCUCGACUCUGAUCGAGAUCAUUGCCAAGAAUGGUUUUGAAAAAUUCAAACAAUUCUGUUAUGCCAUCGAAAAUGAAUGCCCACAGCUGAUUGAGGAUUUAAUUAAUGAUCGUUUAAAGUGUGGUACGUAUGCGUAAUUUGGAAUAUCGAAUAACUUAUGGAGGAGGUAAAAAAUAGAGAAUAGUGAUACUAAAAUGGUUGUUAAAUCCAAGAU
Molecule: messenger RNA, 1647 nt
Organism: Musca domestica (house fly)
Lineage: Eukaryota; Metazoa; Arthropoda; Insecta; Diptera; Muscidae
Product: probable serine/threonine-protein kinase DDB_G0272282
Exons: 2
Coding region: 857-1570 (237 amino acids)
Source: RefSeq, a predicted model, not a curated record